This is a messenger RNA of Lindgomyces ingoldianus, 486 nucleotides long. RefSeq lists its product as uncharacterized. Lineage: Eukaryota; Fungi; Ascomycota; Dothideomycetes; Pleosporales; Lindgomycetaceae. The record is from RefSeq and is a predicted model, not a curated record. The transcript is spliced from 4 exons. The coding region runs from base 1 to 486 and encodes 161 amino acids.
AUGUUGGGUGAAGAGAACUCUAACGAUGCGUUUCUGGCCUUUAAGGCGUUAUUGGCAUCCUUCAACCCGAGCAGAGGAUUGUUGCCCCACUCAGGCUCCUACGGGCUGACUAACGAGGGGGAUGGAUCGGCUAAAUGUAUUUCCGCUGCAGAAGCGCAAGGCUUACACCACAGCCAAGAGACUCAACCAGCGUCAACUUCAACCUUGUUUGAUAAUUUCUACCUUGUCAAGCUGGUGAGCUGCACUAAUAUUUUCCCUAUGCUCCCACUAUUUCCUGAGAAGCGUCAAGACGAACCACGGGGCUGUACUAUGAUGGCCGAAGCGCUAGCCGCCGUCGGCAUCGCCUCCAACAUCAUUCAACUGGUCGACUUUGGUACCCAGGUUCUGAAACGGCUUAACCAAUAUCAGUCUACAAUCAAGGAGAUCCCGGAAGCUUUCUGUCAUAUCAAGUCUGAAUUGCCCGUUUUAUUAGAUGCCCUCCGCUAA